Thamnophis sirtalis is the source of this 419-nucleotide messenger RNA. The record is from RefSeq and is a predicted model, not a curated record. Lineage: Eukaryota; Metazoa; Chordata; Lepidosauria; Squamata; Natricidae.
AAUGGUGGCAUUAAAGAAAGUACGGUUGGAUAAUGAAAAAGAAGGUUUUCCUAUUACAGCUAUUAGGGAAAUAAAAAUUCUUCGACAACUAAAUCAUCCAAGUAUAAUCAACAUGAAAGAAAUAGUGACAGAUAAAGAAGAUGCUUUAGAUUUCAAGAAAGAUAAAGACCCAGAACUGUUGUUAAUUAAGAAUGGAAGUGAAAGCUUCCAAUUGCCUCCUCUUGGCCAUCUGGAAGGAGGAGGAUAGGACUGUGCAAACCUGAAGUUUGCUAUGGCUUGUUUCUUUUUCAUGCACGUGUUUACAACAAAGUUCCCUGAAGUUGGAAUACAGUCUUGAUUGUGCCUCCCAGAUCUGUUUAAUGGAAAUAGAAAAGAAAAUAAAAAGUGCAAAAUACAUGUAGUGGACUAUCUUAAGUGAG